Molecule: messenger RNA, 654 nt
Organism: Miscanthus lutarioriparius
Lineage: Eukaryota; Viridiplantae; Streptophyta; Magnoliopsida; Poales; Poaceae
Source: the annotation of a GenBank genome assembly
AUGUCCGGCUCCGAGGCGCCCCCUCCGCCCGCGGCGCCGGCGGAGACCUCCCCGUCCUCGGCGAGGAAGGAAGAGCUGCUGCCCGUGGAGGAAAAGAUCUCCGAGUUAAGUGAAUCACAAUCAGAGCUUCUAGGGAGACUCCGUGGGCUUAAGGAGGAUCUGCUGAGUUGGAGGAGUAAUUUAGACUCCCAAGUGACGAAAUACAAAGUGGAACUCUCUGACAUCAAGAGUGCACUCAAUAACGAAAUAGAGCAGCUUCGUUCAGUAAGCAUAACUUCUGCAUCCUGUAAAAAGUCUGUAACUUUCAUCUUCAGAUUAAGGUUUUUUGGAAAAUAUUGCCUCGUCCAGGAUUUCCAAGAGCUGAGGACCACCCUUAAGAAGCAGCAGGAAGAUGUGUCACUUAGCUUAAAGAAUUUGGGGCUUCAAGAUGCUACCGAAAAUGAUGCGAACAAAGGAAAUGGAGAGGACACAAAUGAGGUCUUGUCAGCUAACUUAGGGAACUUGAAACUGGAUGGUUCUUCUGAAAACUAUGAUGAAAGCAGAGGCUCAAAGGAGGACAAGGUGGAAAACACUGACACUGCUGAUUUUGUCAUUGUUGACAAAGCUACUAAGGAGGCGAGCUCAACCGAUGAACAAUUCAAUGCAGGAAACUGA